AUGAUCAGCGCUAUCGCGGAAUAUCUAGAGGACUUGAAAGAGGCGUUUGUUCCUACAGUAGCCAGAGCGGAAGAGGACGAGGACUCCGAAGAGCCUGAGGCCAAAGACGCCGCCGGAGACGACGACGAGGAUGAGGACGAUGAAGAUGAAGACGACGACGAGGACGAAGACGAAGAAGAAGAAGAGGAACAGGUUGACCAAUUCACCGCUCUCAGAGAAGAGUGCAAAAACACGGAGGAGGGAAAGCCCCUGGUGCAUCACUACAUGGAAUGUGUCGAAAGAGUGCAAAAGGCGCAGGAGGAGCCCGGUUACGCCGAUGCGGAAUACAAGGAGGACUGCGUAGAGGAGUUCUUCCACUUGCAACAUUACGUCGACAACUGUGCCGCUCCAAAACUGUUCGGCAAGCUCAAGUAA
Messenger RNA from Lachancea mirantina, 414 nucleotides. Lineage: Eukaryota; Fungi; Ascomycota; Saccharomycetes; Saccharomycetales; Saccharomycetaceae. The record is from the annotation of a GenBank genome assembly.